AUGGUACUUCUCAAUACCCUCAAGAGGGAUACGCCACAGCUACAGAAUGGACAAACUGUAGCCUACGAAUAUCUUAUUGACGAUGAGCACUGGCAGUGGACACUUGGCACGGUGGUUUCGCUGAAGGAGUACACUGCCGUCGUGCAGCAGUGGAGCAUCAAUCAAGGCGACGACGCGGCACUGAAGAAUAUCGUUUCGAAUGAGAUUGAAAAGGAGAUGAAAAGGAUGAGGGUGUUCCAGGAGCGACUUUCGACCUCAAGAGAUAAACUCGCUGCUAUUCGCAGUGAAAACGAGGAUAGCGUUUCCGCCGCAAGGUCUGUGUUUGAGGUGGCGAAGGAGCAGGUGAAGGCGGUUGAUGAGGUGCACAUGCGUGAAGUGACGUCUCAGGCUCGACCCUCCCCAGUAGCCGUAGAGGUUUUAAAGGCAGUGCUCGCGGUGGCCAAGAAUGACCCCGCCAUCAACGACUGCUUCUCAUGGUACGACAUCCAAAUGGAAUACAGAAAGCCAGGUGCUGUCAUGGAUUUCAUUUAUGUGGAUGUCCCUGGACGGUACUAUCCAACUCCUGACACCAUUCUUUCUUCAUUGCACGAGCCGCGUUUUUCUUUGGCAGCCGCUGCGCGAGAUUCUGAAGCUAUCAGGAGCCUUCACCAGUGGGUGAUAAGCGCCCUGGCGUAUCAAGAGGCACACAGCAGACUAACAUCAGACAUGCGCAUACAAGCGCAAAAUGAUGCCAUUGGCGCCGCCAUUUCCGGGAUGAAGGCGUGCCGUAUGAAGGUCAUGAAGCUGAAGGAGGAGUUGUCGCGCAGAAAUUCCUCAGCCGCUAGGGGUCAAGUGACAUCGUUUAUUAAAACAUCUGUGCAUUCCACGAUUCCUCUCUCGGCUGUUAUUUCUGUGGUGCCUAUUGAUCCAUCAGUAACGGAUUGUGCGCUAACCGAUGACGAGGUUGAUGUUUUGUAUGAGGAUGCAUCGUGGCUGCGCUUUCAACUUAAGGACCAGCUCUCUCGGACAAUGAACGAGUAUAUUGGAGCCAUGGCGGAGCUUCACUGCCUUUCGAUGUACACCACUGAGCUCGAAGAAAAACGACUGUACCUGCAAGAACACUACACUCGCAAUGUUAUUCGUAGCCAUGAUAGAACAACCUUGAAGUUUCAUGAUCGUGACACCUCCGGAAAGAACAAGGAACUGCAAGACAUUAUUGAUGACUUGAAGAAGCAUGACGAGCGGUGGCUCUUUGCGGAUGGUCUGAAGGUAACCACAAAACAUGCCAAGAAAUACCCCGGAAAAGACUGGGGGACACUGUUUAAGAAUAAGCCGGAGGAAGUGCUGGCGAGGUUUAGGUUUGAACAAGCUCUUGCAUGCCACGUUCCAGACGACUGUAUUCAGAAUGUCGAAUUCCAUCUCGAGCCCGAUGCUCUUGUUACCUCGUUCAACGUCCGGCACUCUACGGAGCUGACCACAGGGGAGAUUGAUAGGCGUCUUGAACAAUUCCCACCGCGUGAGAUGAACCGCCUGUACCAUGAUCCCAAUGGCGCCAAGGUGUCUCUUGACCGCGCAAUUGUGGAAGUCUGCCGCGCACUUGACAUUCCGGAGACGAAGUUUCAAGGACUGUACUUUGACGAGUUCGUCGAGGAGCUGGGAGGAAAGGGCCAUCUUGUUGACAAGGAUGCAUAUGAAAGCGAGAUUGGCGAUUUGCUUAUGCUGCUGGACAAGAUUCACAAUGAGAACCGCUCGUUGCAGUGCACCCUGGAAAAAUCAGCUGAGGAGUUCCGUCGGCAGACGGCAUCAACGCUACGGGAGCAGGAAGCGUUACGGCAGCGAAACAAUGAGCUUCAUGCCGAAAUUGGUCGAAUGCGCGAUUUGGUAGAGAAGUUGAAAGACCUUGCUGACAAACAGGCAAGUGAACUGGAGUUGUUUAAGUUGCAAAAGAACCAGGCAAUUCAGAUGCGCACCCAACGUAAUCUGUCGACAUUUAAGGGAGAUAACACCGCGGAACCGCUUUACUGCGUGACUCUGGAUGAGCUUCAUGAACAGAUGAAGCAGUGCGAGCUGCUCGAGAAUGAGGCUGCACAGCUGCAGAAACAGCUGGAGGAUCUUAAUCAAACUCACGAUAAUCUCCUUGUCCAUUUGAAUACAAUAACACAAGGGAAAAAGGGCGUGGAGACCGAGAAUGAGCAGCUUAAAGAUGAACUACAAAUAGCACAGAAGGCAGCGAGCGACGCCGCACAGGAACGCUCGGAACUCCUUCAUGAGUUAGCACGAAAGAGGGCAGAAUGCGAAGAGUUAGCGAAAAAUUUACGUCGGAUAAGUGACCUAUUAGACGCUCUCAAAACCUCUGAGAAGGAGGCGCUAGAAGGCAUCGAAGCGCGUGAUGAAGAGAUCCAUGACCUUCAAAAGCAACUUGAGGAUGCACUGAAUAAUCAAAAUGUUGGUGCUCGUGCGCUUGAGUUGAAAGAACGACAAAACGAAGAACUUAUGGAAAUAAAUCAAAGAAAGCAAAAAGAACUAAACGCUCAUCGACAAAAACGCCGCACCGCUCAUGAAGCAAGGUCACUGGAGCCCACGCUUCAGCUUUAUACGGUAAAAGACGCGGGUCCCGAGAAUGCCCUGGACCCAGAAGAAAUUAUGAGGGAACCCCUACUUUCUAUCACAAUGGACGAAUAUACAAAUCAGAUACAACGGAGCAACCAGCUCCAACAAGAAAACGAUACUCUUCGCCAGCAGCUACAACAACUCAGUGACGAUAUGGAAACAAUUAACAGCCAGCUAAGAGAAGCAGCAGCAGAUAAUCAGAACCUCAGCGAUCAACUUCGUGCCAAAUACGAAGAAAUUGUAAAAGCAAACAACACAAUCCAAAGUCUCUACCGGCAACAUGAAACACAAGAAAACGAGCUUCAAAACAAAAGCAUAGAGAACGCAAAACAAGCUGAGGAGCUUGAAAAGCUUACCAUCGAAAACGAAAAGCUUGCCGAUGAGCUCGAAAAGCUAGCCACCGAUAACGAGAAGCUGGCGGAUGAGCUUGAGCAGAAGGCAGCGGAGAAUGAGAGGCUGGCGGAUGAGCUUGAGCAGAAGGCAGCGGAGAAUGAGAGGCUGGCGGAUGAGCUUGAGCAGAAGGCAGCGGAGAAUGAGAGGCUGGCGGAUGAGCUUGAGCAGAAGGCAGCGGAGAAUGAGAGGCUGGCGGAUGAGCUUGAGCAGAAGGCAGCGGAGAAUGAGAGGCUGGCGGAUGAGCUUGAGCAGAAGACAGCGGAGAAUGAGAGGCUGGCGGAUGAGCUUGAGCAGAAGGCAGCGGAGAAUGAGAGGCUGGCGGAUGAGCUUGAGCAGAAGGCAGCGGAGAAUGAGAGGCUGGCGGAUGAGCUUGAGCAGAAGACAGCGGAGAAUGAGAGGCUGGCGGAUGAGCUUGAGCAGAAGGCAGCGGAGAAUGAGAGGCUGGCGGAGGAGCUUGAGCAGAAGGCAGCGGAGAAUGAGAAGCUGGCGGAUGAGCUUGAGCAGAAGGCAGCUGAGAAUGAGAGGCUGGCGGAUGAGCUUGAGCAGAAGGCAGCGGAGAAUGAGAGGCUGGCGGAUGAGCUUGAGCAGAAGGCAGCGGAGAAUGAGAAGCUGGCGGAUGAGCUUGAGCAGAAGGCAGCUGAGAAUGAGAGGCUGGCGGAUGAGCUUGAGCAGAAGGCAGUGGAGAAUGAGAAGCUGGCGGAUGAGCUUGAGCAGAAGGCAGCGGAGAAUGAGAGGCUGGCGGAUGAGCUUGAGCAGAAGGCAGCGGAGAAUGAGAGGCUGGCGGAUGAGCUUGAGCAGAAGGCAGCUGAGAAUGAGAAGCUGGCGGAUGAGCUUGAGCAGAAGGCAGCGGAGAAUGAGAAGCUGGCGGAUGAGCUUGAGCAGAAGGCAGCUGAGAAUGAGAGGCUGGCGGAUGAGCUUGAGCAGAAGGCAGCGGAGAAUGAGAGGCUGGCGGAUGAGCUUGAGCAGAAGGCAGCGGAGAAUGAGAAGCUGGCGGAUGAGCUUGAGCAGAAGGCAGCGGAGAAUGAGAGGCUGGCGGAUGAGCUUGAGCAGAAGGCAGCUGAGAAUGAGAGGCUGGCGGAUGAGCUUGAGCAGAAGGCAGCUGAGAAUGAGAGGCUGGCGGAGGAGCUUGAGCAGAAGGCAGCUGAGAAUGAGAGGCUGGCGGAUGAGCUUGAGCAGAAGGCAGCGGAGAAUGAGAGGCUGGCGGAUGAGCUUGAGCAGAAGACAGCGGAGAAUGAGAGGCUGGCGGAGGAGCUUGAGCAGAAGGCAGCUGAGAAUGAGAGGCUGGUAGAUGAUAAAAAGCGUUUGGAGGAGGAGUUGGAGCGGAAUGUGUUGGAAAGGGAAAGAAUUGAAUCGGAGUGUAGGUCGAGGGAGUUGGUUGUUGGUGGGCUGGAAUCUAAAUCUCGUGAGUUGGAAGAGGCACUUGUAGCUUUAUCUGCCGAAAAGUAUAAUGCUGUUGAAACAAUUGAGAAGGAAUUAACCGAUAUUUUGGUACAACUAAAGGGAGUUGAGGGGGUGAAUGGUGCUCUGAGGCGUCUUUUGUCGGAUAAGGAGAAGGAGUUGGUGUUUUUGAGGGCGCACUGUGAGUUGUGGACGGACCCAACGGAGGUAAAGGAGAAGGUGGUUACGCGACACGUAAAGGUUUUCGACGGUGAUGAAUGGGAGAAAUUACUGUGUGAGAGACCUGAGGCACUCAUGGCCGCCUUUGUCAUUGAUGCCGGUAAUGCAUGUCAUGUGCCUGGGGAUCAGGUUUCUGCAGUCUCGUUUUUUACUGAACGCCAAUGA
This is a messenger RNA of Trypanosoma cruzi, 4764 nucleotides long. RefSeq lists its product as uncharacterized. Bases 1 to 4764 code for a protein of 1587 amino acids. Gene Ontology annotation, cellular component: cytoskeleton. NCBI's taxonomy places the organism in Eukaryota, Euglenozoa, Kinetoplastea, Trypanosomatida, Trypanosomatidae. The record is from RefSeq and is a predicted model, not a curated record. The transcript has a single exon.